AUGGUAGAUAGCUUAAAGGCCAUGUAUAAUGAGUAUGUUAUAGUAUUUCUUUACGCUUUUAUUCAUAUUAUCAUAGAUAUAAUAGAUAAGAAGCUUAAUAUGCGUUCUCACUAUACUCAUGUUAACUUACCAAUAACACGAACUAUAGAAAUAUAUGGAUAG
Messenger RNA from Funneliformis caledonium, 162 nucleotides. Lineage: Eukaryota; Fungi; Glomeromycota; Glomeromycetes; Glomerales; Glomeraceae. The record is from the annotation of a GenBank genome assembly.